Durusdinium trenchii is the source of this 814-nucleotide messenger RNA. The record is from the annotation of a GenBank genome assembly. NCBI's taxonomy places the organism in Eukaryota, Dinophyceae, Suessiales, Symbiodiniaceae.
UGGUGAUUCUCGGGUUGCUUCGCAACUUGCACGAUCAUUUGUGUUCACAACCAACAGUUGCAAAGCAAGGCUCGCAAGUCGUGGGUUUUGUCGCACGGCUCUUGUGAUCAGGUGCGUUUCGUGCAUCUCCCAUCAUCGUGCGUUCGUUCGAGAAAGUCCAUAGGCCCGGCCAUAGGCCCAGCUGGUGGGUUCGGCGCCAUGUCGGGCUAUGCUGGCGGAAAGGGCCCACCCUUGCAGCCUUCAGUGCUUUGGGCCCAGCGAAAAGACUCGGUCUUCGUCACCGUGGAUGUGAAGGAUGCUGCAGACGUCCACUUCCAGUUGGAGGAGUCAAGCCUCGACUUCGCUGCCAAAGGCGGUGAGGAUGGAUCUGCUUAUGCCUUCCAUUUGGACCUUUAUGCCCCAAUUCGGCGGGAGGAGUCCAAGUUCAGCACGAAGCGAUGCCCCACGUUCUUUCUCCAAAAGAGCUCUGCAGAAAGCUGGCCACGGCUUCAAAAGGAAGGGAAGCUCCCUUGGGUGAAGAUUGAUUGGCAUAGAUGGGCGGACUCGGAUGACGAGGAUGAAAAGGGUGCCUUCGACACCGGUGAUUUGGAAGGCUUGGACUUCGAGGGCCAUGAGGACAAUGGGUCAGAUGAUCGAGACAGUCUCCUAGCCGAUUUGGAUGAGGAUAUUGCAGUCUUCACCGACGAUGAGGCUUCAUGAGACUGAAGACUCCCUCAGCCCUCGGGACGACAAAAAACCUGGCGCGAGCGCCGGUCGAAAGCGGAGAAGCCGGACGUUUGGUCCGGUCGAGGAAGGACUCGUUACUUUUUGGGCG